Molecule: messenger RNA, 798 nt
Organism: Penicillium coprophilum
Lineage: Eukaryota; Fungi; Ascomycota; Eurotiomycetes; Eurotiales; Aspergillaceae
Product: 6-phosphogluconolactonase
Exons: 1
Coding region: 1-798 (265 amino acids)
Biological process (GO): pentose-phosphate shunt; carbohydrate metabolic process
Molecular function (GO): 6-phosphogluconolactonase activity
Source: RefSeq, a predicted model, not a curated record
AUGGCCGGACAUCCCAACCUCUACAGUUUCCCCACCUCCGACGCACUAGCUGCACAAUUGCGAGGUUACGUCCUCCGUUGCCAGAACUCCGCUCUUUCCCGACACGGCACCUUCCGUCUCGCUGUCUCCGGUGGCUCUCUGCCAACCGUUCUCGCCAAAGCCCUCCUCGCCCCCAGCAAUGGCUCUCCCGAAGACACCCCUCAAUUCUCCAAGUGGCACAUCUUCUUCGCCGAUGAGCGCGCCGUACCGCUCGAUCACGAAGACAGCAAUUACCGCUUGCUGAAUGACGAACUCGUCAGCAAGAUCCCCGCCGAUCUCGGCUCGCCUGUCGUCCACCCAAUCGAUGAGAAACACGUCGGGGAUGACGACCCCCAGGAACUCGCAGAUCUCUACCGAGAGGAUCUGAUGCGCGAGUUCGCAGCCAAGGAUAGCGUCAAAUUACCCAUCUUCGAUCUUAUCCUCCUGGGCUGUGGUCCCGAUGGUCACACCUGCUCCCUCUUCCCCGGUCAUGCUUUGCUUCGUGAGAAGGAUGCUUGGGUUGCGGCUGAGACAAACUCCCCCAAACCCCCGCCGAAGCGCAUUACCCUUACCCUGCCGGUUGUUACCCACGCUGUCAGCAUCGCCUUUGUUGCGACCGGUGCGGGCAAGAAGGAAAUUAUGAAGCAGAUCUUUGAUCUUGAGGAGGGCUCUAGUCUUCCUUCGGCUCUCGUUAACCAGGGUGCUGGUGAGAAGGUUAGCUGGUUCACAGAUCACCCGGCAGUGGAUGGUGUUGCAUUCCCUCGUCGUGGGAGUCUCUGA